AGCGGCCGUGGCGUCUUCCCGGGGACGCUGAGGGCUCCGUGGAGGCCGCGGAUCCCGCUAUGGAGGCGGCCGAGGUAGAGUUUCUGGCCGAGAAGGAGCUGGUCACCAUCAUCCCUAACUUCAGCCUGGACAAGAUCUACCUUAUCGGGGGGGAUCUGGGGCCUUUUAACCCUGGUUUGCCAGUGGAAGUGCCUCUUUGGUUGGCAAUUAACCUGAAACAGAGACAGAAGUGUCGGUUAAUACCUCCUGGCUGGAUGGACGUAGAGAAGUUGGAGGAGAAUCGGGACCAUGAACGAAAGGAAGAAACUUUUACCCCAAUGCCUAGCCCUUAUUACAUGGAGCUGACCAAACUCCUGCUAAAUCAUGCUUCAGACAACAUUCCGAAAGCAGAUGAGAUCCGGACCCUGGUCAAGGAUAUGUGGGACACUCGCAUAGCGAAGCUCCGGGUCUCUGCCGACAGCUUUGUGAGGCAGCAGGAGGCACAUGCCAAGCUGGAUAACUUAACCUUAAUGGAGAUCAACAGCAGCGGGGCUUUCCUCACACAAGCGCUUGAUCAUAUGUACAAGCUCCGCACAAACCUCCAAUCUUCUGAAAGUGCCCAGUCUCAGGACUUCUAGAAAAAGACCUUGACUUCGUAAAGAUUUCCUAUCUGGUGGUAGGAGGCUUGCCGGCUGAUGUGUAAGUGCUUCAGAAAGUGAUACAGGAACUCAGCAGUUCUGGAGUUCUAGAAAUAUUUUUGAAUUUCUGAGAUACAUGUUCAGUCAUGCAAGGAAUGGAUUCAUAAGACUUGUUGGAGAAGCAAAAUGUUUGUAGUUAGGCCUCAAAACUCAGCUCUCUGGAACAUUCCUUUGAUUCCACAUCUAUUUCUAGAAGUCAGCUUUCUUUUGUUUGGGGAAUAAAGACUUUUACAAAACAACUUAUUCUCCCUAGCAGAGCCUUGAGUCUCUGGCACAAGAACUGUCAUGUGUGGAGGAGUGUACAGGGACCGUUAGGUAUUGCUUUUAAAAGGUACAGCGGGAAUGGCAAUGGGACUUAGGACUUUUUCUCCCUCUUGGGUUAAAUUUAGAUGGUCUUACAGAAGUUGCUCACACAGGCUGGCAGGUGGAACAGCUAGUGAUGUGGACCAGCAUUUUAUAAUCUAAGUCCUGAUAGCCAAUCAAAGUCAACCCAAAUCAGACUGUUGUGAGUUUCGUUCUGCGAUCAGGUAUAAGGCACAACCAUAUGGCCACCAGGACUUGAUAAAGCCAAACUGACAGGUGUAUAGCAGUUAAUUACAAACUUGAAACCAAAGCUCUGGGUUGUUGCUUGUUGUUAAGGUUUAACAGGUUGCUUUUCAAGAGGCAAUGUUGGGAAAAUGAAUCUAGUAGAUUGAGGUUGUGAGUGAAACUUAAGACAGUGCUAGGAAGGAAAGUUGGAUCUGUAAUUGCUCUUGAUGGAUUUAGAGGAAGGACUCUGGUAGAUAGCAGUGGCUCAAAUACAGGUAAUCGGGACAGUUAACUCAGAAUUUUAGCAUUUUGGCAUUGCCAGGCUCCUUCAAGGAAUAGCGUUACUUUGAGUGGAAGUGACCGUCCAGGGUUCCACAGUGAGUGGAAAGUUCUGUGGCCAUCUGGUCUUUGACUGCAGCACUGCCAGGAGCAGCAAGUAGCACGUUUUCUUGAGGGCUUUGGGAAGAAUGGACAUAAGCGAUGGACCCGGCCUGCAGAAUAGCUCUGCUGUUUGCCCUUUAGUACAUUGCUCCCCCGGUGUACCUCCAACAAGACACCAGGGUCAGGGGGAGCAGCACCUACCUCAGGAGUCAAAGGCGACUGUGUCGGGGGCUGCUUUCAUUUCACCCUCACGGAGUCCACUGGGGGUCUUUUGGAAUGGGGCUCUAUGUAAUCGUGUGGGGUCUGGUGUCCUGUCUCAGAUCUCAUCCCAUUAACAUUCUUCUCUCAAAACCUGGCUGAGCUAUAGCUGACUCUGACUUCCUGUUGAACCUGUGAAGCUUUUUUUACCCACAUUUUGUUAUGGCAUAAAAAAGAUUUUCCUCUUGAUGUGAUUUAGGAAGAUUUUAUUUUUUGGAUGUUGUCAGAAAUUACAGCAAUAUAUUCAUAAAUACCUAAUUACUACAUUCAACAAAUAAUAUUACAAUACAGUUAAUUCAAACAAGUACACUUAGAACAGGUUUAAUUUCAUAGCAUCUAAGUUGCCCCCAAGUGCCCGGGGAUGCUCUUCUCCCUCCCAGGCCCUGGUCUCUGCUCCAGCGACCAAGCACAGGGCACACGCAGAGGAGCGCGGCCAGCUCACGUCUUCAUCAGGUCCAGGCAGAGGUGAGCAAUGCACUCAUGUCACAAGGUCGGGGACCGGUUACUGCAAGCUGGGAGAGCCUAGAGCUCGGCGGAAGGAGCCCCGGAACCACUCUGGCUCCCCUGCCUCAAGGGUAACAGUCGGCUCGUGCUGACCAUCGCCGCCUCGCAGUGGAGACUCGGGAUUUUCUGCACUUUAAAACACAUGACUCAGAGGGAAGGGAGUAUCUGGUUUGAAAUCCAACUCUUUUGGGGUGUAUUGUUUGAAAUUCAGCUUAAUUUUUUGGCAUUUGGCAGCACUGUGAGCUAACUAAGAAAAAUACCAUGCCACAUACAAUCUUAAGAGGUCCUGUAUUAUAUUAAUUCUCUGCUACUGAAGGUGUGGGUUCCCAAGAACACAAUCUAAAUUUCCUUAACCGUCUAUUAGAAUGUUAAUGCCAAUGAAGUGUUUUAUUUCUUUUAAAACAGAAAUGUUGGAAGCCAUACAUUCGUCAGUAAUCAGAGAGAAUAAUUAGAAGCAUGGUAUUUAUCAUGUUAGUUUGGCCAAUUAUCUGAAACAAAGAAAAACAACUUGUUUUCAAAUGAUAAGGUCGUAUAGCACCAAGUUUUGGAGAUAGUUUGGUUUGUUUUAAAAAAUAAGAUUAAAAGUGGAACCACAUGACUUAGCAGAAGGUUCUCUUAUAAGUUCAGUGGGUUUCCCUGUGAAGGGCAGAACGGCAGUCUCUCUCCAGGUAGGCUGGGAAGAUACUUCCAGUCGCCAAAGACCAAGGCCUUCAUGGCAAUACUGACACAUAGAUUGCCUGAGCGUUUCUAGAACAAAUGUGGUGUACUUCUGAACUCUGCCUUCUAAACUCAGUGUUCAAUAAAAGGCUUCAGAGAUUGCAUAUUUGUCAAUUUGUUGAACCCAAACUGAAGGUAAUCUGUCUUAGGUGUUACA
This is a messenger RNA of Choloepus didactylus (southern two-toed sloth), 3222 nucleotides long. It is a transcript of the gene GINS2, whose product is annotated as GINS complex subunit 2. The transcript has 5 exons. Gene Ontology annotation, biological process: double-strand break repair via break-induced replication; DNA replication. The record is from RefSeq and is a predicted model, not a curated record. NCBI's taxonomy places the organism in Eukaryota, Metazoa, Chordata, Mammalia, Pilosa, Megalonychidae. Gene Ontology annotation, cellular component: nucleus; GINS complex. Bases 60 to 617 code for a protein of 185 amino acids.